AUGGAGUCAUCAUCGGAGUUUGCGAAAGAAGACGAUGUAAUAGCUAGUUUGAGUACUUUCGAUAUAAUGAAUGUUAAAACACUAAUAGAGAGAGCUUUUGGUUGUAUAGAUGAGAACAGAGUAAACUUUAAACUCAUUCAAACAAUACUUUUUCUGUUGGCCCGACAACUGAGAAUUUUAGAUAGACGCGUUGCAUUUGAGGGACCAUUUGCAAAUGCAAUGGAAAACCUUAGCAGCCUAGCAGUUACCGAAGUUAAAGUACAUGCAAUGCAGUCGAAAAAGAAAGGUAGCAAAAAGGGUGCUGAUAAAAAUGCAAUGGGUAAAUCCAAACUAGACAAAGGAAAAGAUGGUGGCAAAAGUCUAAAGAGAACUGAUUCAAAUGUGGAACCAGAUUCAGCACCAAAACCAAUGGCUUCCAUAGAUCCUAUGGAGGCACAAUAUGAAAAAUUACUCGUCGUUGAAAGAGUAUCCUCCAGUAGUAGCAGAGCAAGUCGUACUAGUCCCAAACCAUCUGUGGUAACUCAAGAAGAAUUCAUGAAGUUGGCAAAGACGGUACGAGCACUUCAAGCUCACUUUGGACCAAUUGGAACUGCCGGAUUUCCUGCAAAUGCUCAACUUAUGGAAAGCCUUCGUCAAAAUGCGUCACUCACCGACGCUAUGGCGGCACUGCAACUUUCAGCUCGUCUUGAAGCUGUCGAGAAAGUACUCGGGCGUAUGACGCAACUACUUUCUACAGUACUUAGUGCCACACCGGGAAUAGCAGUAGACAGUGAAACGAGAGUUUUUCUUGGGGAGCAUGCAGCUACCGAUUUGCCAACAAUGUCUCAAAUGGAAACGGGCAGGCCUAUUGAUGGUACAACUGUUUUGUUACGACCCUCGGAUUACGAAUAUCAGGCAAAAUCCGGCGAUGAAAGUGAUGCUGAAGUUGAGGACGAAGAUUUUGUUACACAUAAGCGACUUAGGGUUGCGGUCAAGGACUUGAACGAUGUAGUUUUAAAAGAAAUGAACGAAAUAACCGAGCGUAAUACAUCUAGCGCUAACCAAGCCUUAAAACUAGCAAGUAACUUAGAAACCAAACUAACCACAUCAUUGAACGUGGGUCCAAGGAUGGCCAAUUUAGAAAGCGCAGUCAGUGCGUAUACGGAACAAAUAAAUGCCAUCGAUACUGGAUUAUCUUCACAGAUGAGUAACUAUCAAGAACAACUUACACAAAUGCAACAUGAAUUAGAAAUUGGACUGGAUGCAAUGGCGGAAGCUAUGGCUAAUACCGGAGGAGACACAGUCGCAAUGGGCGAACUUAAUAAUAAUUUCACGGCUCUUCAAAUCGACUUUGAAAGCAUGUUGUUCCGACAAAAAAGAGUUUCCGAUGGCCUCGAAGCGGUGCAAGCUAAUUUAUCUAAUUUGUGGAAACAAAUAGAAAUGCUGCGAGAGACAAAGUCAGACCGUGAUGAAGUGGCAGACGCUCUCCGCGAUAAAGCUGGUAUUAAAGACUUGAAUGGUCUUGUGCCACUCGAGCAAUUUGACGCUGUUAGAGGUGAUUUCGAAAAGCGAAUUGAAGCAUCGUAUAAUAAAUUUAAUAACCAAGAACUAAUUUGGCAAAAAGCCAUUGAUGAAAUUCUAAGAGAACUUAGUGAGAAGGGGGAUCUUGUUCAACUCAAUUGUCUCAAAGACGGAAUGCUCAAACAUCUUGAUGAAUUAAGUGCCCGUAUGGAAGCUAUUGCAACUAUUGUUGGAGAACCUAAAACAGCUGUUAUAACGAAAAGGUUGUUUAGAGAUGCUGCAUGCAUUUGUUGCUCUACUCCAGCAACGAUGGACAUGGAACGACCACCACAGUUACCGAACCUACCCAAAUUCCCUGGUGGGAAACGAGAUGAAGACAGUGAGCAUAAAAAGCAAAUUAGUGGAGACGGUGAUACAAGACCUUGUUACUAUGGUUUACCCAUAUUACAUCCGAUAGAUCCCAGGGCGCAUUAUUGCCAGCGAUACUGUGGUGGCUCGCACACAUUGAUCCCAAGUGGUCCACCUAAAGUUCCUCUAUCGUGCAUCAUAACGCCUGUCCGUAAAGAUGUCACCACUGAACUUGGAACAGAUGGAAAGAUGUACAAAGUGGAUGAAUCAUAUACAGUUGUAUCAGUAAAUAUGCAUAAGAUAUUAGAGUUUCAAGCGGUGGUGCUGGCGGCUGGAAGAGGAUCUCGGCUACCUGAUGUUGGUGGAGCAGUGUCAAAGUGCCUUCUACCAGUUGGGCCCUACCCUGUCUUGUGGUACUCAUUAAAUUUAUUGGAAAAAAUAGGAUUUCAAGAGGUUUUGGUAUUGGUUCUUGAUGAAGACAAGUCGAAUAUUCUAAGUGCAUUAGAAAAAUGCCCAUUAAAGAUUAAGUAUGACCUAAUAGUUAUACCGUCUGAUGAGGAUUGGGGCACAGCAAAUUCAUUAAAGCACAUCAGCAACAGAAUAUCUACAGAUUUACUUGUCCUCUCCGGAGAUCUCAUUACUAAUAUUAAUCUUAACGAUGUCUUGAAUGUGCAUAGAAAGUAUGAUGCAGCACUGACUACUUUAUUUUUCAAUAACGGACCCGAAGAAUGGAUUGAACUACCUGGACCUAAAACUAAAGCUAAACCAGAUAGAGAUCUAGUUUGCAUUGACAAAGAAACUCAGAGACUUGUUUUCUUGGCCAGUGCAAGUGAUUUUGAAGAAACAGUGACAAUACCCAGAGUACUUGUGAAGAAAUAUGAUGCAAUCAGUAUGUAUAGUAGACUGCUGGAUGCCCAUGUGUAUGUUAUGAAGCACUGGGUAUUAAACUACCUGGUUGAUUCUGACAAAUUUACAUCAGUUAAAGGAGAACUUAUCCCACACAUUGUAAAGAAACAGCUGUCUAAAUCUAAAAAUUCUCUAGAGAAAAAGGGUACUUCAGAGAAAAAUGUGGAUAUUACUAAAGAUAUCUUUGAUUACGCUACUGAGAGUGGAUAUGAGAGUAAGAUUAGAGAAAUGACUGCAUAUAGUGAUCACAAGUUAGGAAGCAAAGGUAUUUUUUAUAAUGAUUUAUUGAGAUGUUAUGCUCACAUACCAGAUAAGAACACAUUUGGAAUAAGAGUAAAUACUCUUUCAUCGUUUUAUCUAUCAAAUAAUAAGAUUUUAUCAAAAUGGGAAGAAUUGAUUGGUUCACCUCUUUCUGAAAGAUUUCACCCAAACAGUGAAGUAAAAACAAAGCAAAUUGAUGAAUCUAGUACUGUUGGAGACAAAAGUAUAAUAAGUGAAAAGACAUCUAUAAAAAAUACAUUCAUAGGCGCCAACUGUAGAGUUGAGAACAAAGUUAGAUUGACUAACUGUAUAUUGAUGAAUAAUGUUACUAUUAGGGAAGGCUGCACGCUUCAAGAUACUGUGGUGUACACAGGAGCGACAGUAGAUACUGGUUGCAGCCUACAACACUGUCUCGUCGGCCCUCACCAUUUGGUUGCAUCAUCCACAUCCAGCAACCAUCAGCUACACGCUGAAACAACCGACAAUAUGAUCACGCUUGGAUGA
Arctia plantaginis is the source of this 3519-nucleotide messenger RNA. The record is from the annotation of a GenBank genome assembly. NCBI's taxonomy places the organism in Eukaryota, Metazoa, Arthropoda, Insecta, Lepidoptera, Erebidae.